UCAACAGCCGCGGAUGCACCUUCAGAACAGUAAUGGAGACGGCGAUCCCAGUAUACUUCGAGACUCCGACAUUGCAGGUGGGAACCUGCCCCAGCCCAUCCGAUGAGCGAACGUCCGGAAGUGUUCAGCGACCAAUCGGACCAGGAGCCGAGGCAAGUGAAAACACUCGUCACAAGGUCGAGCCUCUACAAGAUGUCGGAGAUGCGUAGAUCGUUGGGAGCCAAUUCCCCAUCUGAGGGAUCGUUCAGAAGCUCGCUGACACCGGCCAUGGUCUCCAGUGUAUAUGACGGGGGAUUGUAUACCCAAGUUUGGUGUGGAGCGUUGGAGAGAACUUGAGCGACAGCAGCUAGGAACGUGACCUUCCGCCGUUGGAUGAGGUCAAGGCGUUGUUGGAGUAGUCGGGCUUCCCGAUGAGAUUCUACAAGGGGAAGAAGGUAUGGUCGGAUUUUGUGCCAACGUCUAGACGUCAAACGAGGAAAGUGCAUCAAAUGUACGCUUUCAGAGAAUCGGUUCUCCGCGGCUAGAGAAACAUCCUGGGCAUUGUGGCCUUCCUCGAUU
Molecule: messenger RNA, 558 nt
Organism: Mycena citricolor
Lineage: Eukaryota; Fungi; Basidiomycota; Agaricomycetes; Agaricales; Mycenaceae
Source: the annotation of a GenBank genome assembly